Messenger RNA from Ciona intestinalis (vase tunicate), 1744 nucleotides. RefSeq names its product alpha-(1,3)-fucosyltransferase 7. NCBI's taxonomy places the organism in Eukaryota, Metazoa, Chordata, Ascidiacea, Phlebobranchia, Cionidae. Gene Ontology annotation, cellular component: membrane. The record is from RefSeq and is a predicted model, not a curated record. Gene Ontology annotation, molecular function: alpha-(1->3)-fucosyltransferase activity.
GGACAUUGCCCUAGGCAUUGGGCAGUAGGUGUUUCUAUUGUUUAUAACUAGCGCUUAUAACACUGCGACUGGUACUGGUCCUGACGGUAUAUUGUUUUCCGGUGCAAAGCCUGGAGCGUUUUUGAGCAGGGUCCAUCAAAACUGCAAUAGAUUGCAAAACAGGAACUGAAAUUUUAGUAUUUGCUGCUUGUUGGGUAUCAUGGAAAGUGGCCAGUCGGAUUGCGUGUUUAAGUUGAUGCGCGGCUCAAAAAUCCGAUUUUGUUUGGGAUGUGCCAUAUUUACUAUGCUUGUAUGGAUGGCGUAUAUGUCUUUCUUUCUUGGUCAUCUGCAAUCAGAUAAGAACAGAAGAAAAGUCUUACAAGUUAUGGAGUUAGGACAAAUAGAUCGGGAAACACUUCUCGUGAGCGAAAAUUAUGAAACCGUUAAAACUGCUGAGCAAAAAGAAAUUGUGGAAUCUAAAAUAUACCCCAAAGAACGUUUGAUGGACGGGCCAAUUUAUAUCCUCUUCUGGAUCGGACCGUUUGGGGACCAACCUGAGUUUCGAAUCGAUCCCAAUUUAUGCGGGAAUUGCGUCCUUACUUAUGAUCAGAACUACUUGGAUGCGAGCGAAGCGGUGAUCAUUCAUUUCACAGAAGCUCAUAUGGAUCAAGUGCCAGACCCAAAGCGAAGGAAACCAGAUCAAAUGUUUGCCUUUUAUUCCACGGAGUCGCCGUACGCUAUUUCCACCAUGCGCGGAUUAAAGUUCCUUGAUAUGAACUAUUACUUCAACUGGACGAUAACCUACCGUCGUGACUCGGACAUUUACAUGCCUUUUGUGGAGCUUAAUCGACAGAACGGUGUCUUUAACGGCGAAACCAAAAUGCGUUACGGAGAUGUGAUAGUUAAAAAUAUAAUAGACAAAAAGAAAAGCACGGAUUUUAUAGCCUUGUGGAUGGCUGGGAACUGCGGUAUUACUUUGGGUGGUGUGUACCGAAAGUUUCUUAUCAGCCAAAUGGAGCUGUACGGUCUGACAGUUGAUAAAUAUGGAAACUGUUUUGACAGAGCCGCGCCGAAAGGGAGCGAGUUUUUCCCCUUCGCUGCCAAGUAUAAAUUCUACAUGGCGUUCGAAAACGCGCAGCAUUGUCGAGAUUACAUCACCGAAAAACUUUGGUCCAAUUCGUACGAAGCCGGUUUGGUGCCAGUGGUGUGGGGGCCAACCAAAGCAGAUAUUGAAGCAAUUGCCCCGAAGGGUUCGUACAUUUUCUAUGAAGAUUUUAAAAGUGGUCUAGAUCUUGUUAAGUAUUUAAAAUACCUCGACCAAAAUCCAGUCGAGUACCGAAAAUAUUUCGACUGGCGACUUCGGCAACCUACGCCAGCCGAAUACAUGAUGGUGGAACAUGGUCCAAAGUAUCAACGUGACGUUGGUAUGUGUAAAAUGUGCAGACUUUUGUGGGAGAAACGAAGGUAUAAUAACGUAACAAGCGUUGUACCGUCCCUAUACAGAUGGAUGCAUAGAGACGAACCUAACGACUGCUUAUUGAGACAAUUUAUGCAAUUUAUUCAUUAAUUAUUUCAUCUAUCGUGAUUUGAUAUCGUGAUUAUUUAAGAAUUUCAUGCACAUCGAUGUGUAACUUCUUGCUUGUAUCAAAAUGCGUUGUGAACCACUUACGAUUCUCACGUUUGCGUGACACAUUUCACGAGUCAUACAAUGAGGCUUCUAGAAAGCGGGAAACUAAACACAAUAAACACUUGAGCGAAGAACGCU